Molecule: messenger RNA, 1068 nt
Organism: Pseudomassariella vexata
Lineage: Eukaryota; Fungi; Ascomycota; Sordariomycetes; Amphisphaeriales; Pseudomassariaceae
Exons: 4
Coding region: 1-1068 (355 amino acids)
Molecular function (GO): nitronate monooxygenase activity
Source: RefSeq, a predicted model, not a curated record
AUGAACCGACUUUUGAAAGGGUGGUUCCCAACUAUCUCCCACCCUCUCGUCAUCAGCGCCCCCAUGCUAGCAACUUCAAACGGCACCCUAGCAGCCGAAGUAUCCAAGGCCGGCGGUCUCGGCACCAUUCCCGGCGGAUCAAUCUUCACCUCGGACUCAGCAAAUCUCCAAACCCUUGACCAAGAACUACUCACAGCCCGCAAAAUCCUCAACCUCAACGACAAAUUAGAAACCCCCCUCCCCGUCGGCAUAGGCUUCCUCACUUUCCACCACAGCACCACCACACACUUCCCCUCCACCAUCCCCCCUCUCCUAAUCAAACACAAACCCCUAGUAAUUUGGCUCUUCGCGCCCGACCCUUCCUCGCGCCCCCACCAGCAACUCAUCCCCCUGCUCCACAAAACAGGCAAAUUCUGGGGUCUAAAAGUCUUCGUGCAAGUGGGCUCCGUAGCCGCAGCCCGAGAAGCUAUGCAAGACGGUGCGGAUGGGAUCAUAGCCCAAGGCAUUGAUGCGGGCGGUCAUCAGUGGGCCCAAGGGGCCGGGGUGGUGAGUCUGGUUCCCGAGGUGAGGGAGAUGCUGCGGCAGGAGUUUGACGGGAAGGAGGUUGCGCUUUUUGCUGCGGGAGGUAUCGUGGAUGGGAGCGGGUUAUUGGCUAUGUUGGUGUUGGGUGCGGAUGGGGUGGUUAUGGGGACGCGGUUUAUUGCUGCCGACGAGUCGUCGGCGCCGGGGCAUGCUAGGGAGGUCAUUUUGGGGGCUGAGGAUGGGGGGAUCAGCACGGUCAAAUCACAUUUGCAUGACAGUGUCAAAGGAGUGACGCAUUGGCCCAAAUUUUAUGACGGGAGAGCCAUCGCAGGCCCGUCGAUCCGGGAUGAGCAGGCAGGUCUGCCAUUGGAGGAAAAUAUUGCAAAGUACAAGGAGACUGAAGCCGCUGGUGACAAUUCUCGAAAUGUCUACUGGAGUGGAACUGCAGUAGGCUUGGUGAAAAACGUAAUGCCCGCUGGUAGGAUUGUCGAGCAGGUCAGAAACCAGGCCAUCGAGAGAAUGGCGGAACUCAAGGCUUCUUUAUGA